Capsicum annuum is the source of this 678-nucleotide messenger RNA. RefSeq lists its product as uncharacterized. NCBI's taxonomy places the organism in Eukaryota, Viridiplantae, Streptophyta, Magnoliopsida, Solanales, Solanaceae. Bases 1 to 678 code for a protein of 225 amino acids. The record is from RefSeq and is a predicted model, not a curated record. The transcript has 3 exons.
AUGAAUAGUGAAGAGUACUUUGUGAUAGCUGUCUAUUCUAAAUGUACAUCAACAGAGAAAAAAGAGCUUUGGAGCAAUCUGGAGGGCUUGAAAAACAUGAUUAAUAGUCUGUGGUGUAUUGGAGGGGACUUCAAUGUGAUCCUCCAUCCAGAGGAAAAGACUGGUGGAAGACCUCAUAGGAACUAUAACAGUUUCAAUUUCUCUGAAUUUAUGGAUACUUGUGGAGUGAAAGAUGUUGGUUUUAUAGGCUCAAAGCUUACUUGGUGCAAUAAUUGGACACCUAGAAAAAGGGUUUGGAAAAGGUUGGACAGGGUUUUCAUUAAUGACUCUAGGGCUCAAAAGUAUAAUUUUAACACUGUCAAACAUUUGGCUAGAACAUGUCCUGAUCAUAGGCCUAUGCUUUUUAAAUGUGAUAAAGGCCAAGCUAAUGGUAAGAAGUACGUGACUAAGGUCCCUAUGGAGGAAGAAAUCAAAGAUGUCAUGUUUAAUAUGAGCACUGAUAGUGCGGCAGGGCCUGAUGGGCGAUGGCUUCAAAGGAAAGAAAUUGUUCAGAAUUUCAAUAGCAAAAACAAAGGGGGAAAUGCGGUGAUCAAGGUUGAUAUGAUUAAACUUUAUGGCAGGAUGUCCUGGCCUUUUAUUGAGGCUGUUUUAAGGAAUUUGGCUUCUCUGAAGAAGUAA